Molecule: messenger RNA, 790 nt
Organism: Triticum aestivum (bread wheat)
Lineage: Eukaryota; Viridiplantae; Streptophyta; Magnoliopsida; Poales; Poaceae
Product: disease resistance protein Pik-1
Exons: 1
Coding region: 61-471 (136 amino acids)
Molecular function (GO): metal ion binding
Source: RefSeq, a predicted model, not a curated record
UCCACUGCAAGCUCCACGCCUCCACCUCCACACACAAAGAGACGCAGCAGCCAGCUUAAUAUGACGCAGAAGAUCGUGAUCGCGGUGCAGAUGGCGAGCAGCAGGUGCCGGUCCAAGGCGCUGGCGCUGGUGGCGGCCACGCCGGGAGUGGACUCGGUGGCGCUCGCCGGGGACGGCAAGGACCAGGUGGUGGUCGUCGGCCACGGCGUCGACUCCGUCAAACUCGCCAGCGCGCUGCGCAGGAAGGUCGGCCACGCGCAGCUGCUGCAGGUUGGCGACGCCAAGAAGGAGGACGGGACGAAGCCGCCGGCCGCCGUGGUCGAAUACUACCCGUACGGCUACUACUACCCGUCGCAACCGGCGCCGGUCAACUUCUUCUACGAGCAGCAGCACUACCCUGCUGUUGCUGCCGUGGAGGCGUACGGGUACCCAUGCUCGCGGCCGGAGCCGGGCACCUGCUCAGUAAUGUAGAGCACAUCACAUGCUGAUAGUGAUAGGGUAGUAGCUUGAUUACUUGUAUAGACUUUUACCUGCGACCCGCAGCUGAAACAGCAGAGUUUCUGACAAAAAACAAGCGGACCGUCAGCAUGACAAAUCCGGUUUCGAGUCCAACAAAAUCUGUCACGCGCCCGAAAAAUGAAUAUGAGUUAUACAACAUGGCGCGUGACAAAUCUUCUGCUAACUCCGUAAUCGGCAGGCGUCACCUCUCAACCUCACCGCUGGUCUAUUCAGAUGUGUGUAGACGGGGAAACAAAGUAAUCAAGUUUGCUAAAAGUUUGAGAUUGGCAAA